Molecule: messenger RNA, 1323 nt
Organism: Tuber aestivum (summer truffle)
Lineage: Eukaryota; Fungi; Ascomycota; Pezizomycetes; Pezizales; Tuberaceae
Source: the annotation of a GenBank genome assembly
AUGACUACCCUCGAGUCCUUCAGUCCGCCAGCCUACCUCACCGACUUCACCAAGGAGAAUGCGGUCAAAUGGUCAAAAGACUACAUCAGCAGAUGGAUGGACGGAAGCGCCUCGACCCCGGAGGUUACCCAAUUCUAUAACCCCACCACCCGGGCCACGGAGGGAGAUAUAGUCAAGAAGAAUAUCACCUGGACGGCAUUCCCAAACACAGUAAAGCACGACACCCCCGAAAAAGAAAGAUGGAAGGUGGCGGACUCCACCAGGGAGAACCAAGACGAGUACUGCGAGUGGUCUGUUCGCCGGAAUUCGAAGGGGCAGAUUACUAGGGUUGUGUUUACUUGUGAGGGUCCAGAGGUAUGUAUCCCCUCCCCCUUCCCACAAUCCCGGGCGAUAUAGGAAUUGAAAGAGUGGGUCAGUACUGGGAAGCACUGGCAACCCUCCAACCAGACACCCUGCUACAGCUGUACAAGGACAACAACCCGGAAUACGCCAGCCAGAUCAAGAGAGAGGACCUCUAUACCAACAAGACCCGCUACAACCGCCUGAACAAAUGGAACAAUAGCACAACCACAGGCUCAAUAAUGCACUUAAUCCAGAGCGCAAACACACUAGGAGCCGAAAUCCAACUCGGGGCAGACGCGACCGUUCUCCGUGUCGACUCUGCGGGCAACCCCAUUCACGAUUACGAUCGCUUGAUUAGGUGCAGUCAGUACGGCGGUAUCUACCGCAAUUCCGACCCAGCCGUAACCCUCACCAAAUUCAUAUCCCCCCGCGCUUAAGCUAACAUUUCCACAGAUCGGGGGAAACGUGAACGACCUCGCCUGGAAAGGGCCCCUUUUAACCUUGGCGGACCCGGUAGGUCUGUACCUGGAGUCCUUCGACGGUAGUCAAUUCGUGGCGCCGGACGAGGAAGACGUCCAAAAGUUCUGGAGAUUCACCCGCGGCACUCCGGCGGAUCCUACCCGCGGCCGUCCAGCGCACUGGGUCCGCGCGGUCUUCGAAGUUCCGGAAUCGUACGGGUACAACGUUUCAGAUAUCAAGGAUACCAAGGGUAACAAGAUCAACUGGGGCAGUCAGCUCGCAGACGCUAUCCAGAUAAGGCUCACCGGACAGGCGGUGGAGAUCGGGAAGCAUCUUGGGCAGAAGAGGAGAUGUAAGCCGGGGGCGGCGGCGGCGGCGGUAUCCGUAGCCUCGGCGGCAGUGAGCGAGUCCGCCGGUAUAAGUGCUGCCAGCGAGGCCGACGAGGACAAUACCCCUGAGCACCUUAAGGGUACUAGGUCUCACGGGUUGGAUAUCGAGGCGCAGGGGUAUGUGUGCUAUUAG